Pyrgilauda ruficollis (rufous-necked snowfinch) is the source of this 2778-nucleotide messenger RNA. RefSeq names its product tyrosine-protein kinase ZAP-70. Lineage: Eukaryota; Metazoa; Chordata; Aves; Passeriformes; Passeridae. The coding region runs from base 10 to 1839 and encodes 609 amino acids. Gene Ontology annotation, biological process: protein phosphorylation; intracellular signal transduction; cell differentiation. The transcript has 12 exons. The record is from RefSeq and is a predicted model, not a curated record. Gene Ontology annotation, molecular function: ATP binding; signaling receptor binding; non-membrane spanning protein tyrosine kinase activity. Gene Ontology annotation, cellular component: extrinsic component of cytoplasmic side of plasma membrane; cytoplasm.
GAAGGGGAGAUGCCGGACGCCGCCGCCCACCUGCCCUUCUACUACGGCAGCAUCGCGCGCGCGGAGGCCGAGGAGCACCUGAAGCUGGCGGGGAUGGCGGACGGGCUGUUCCUGCUGCGGCAGUGCCUGCGCAGCCUGGGCGGCUACGUGCUGUCCAUGGUGUGCGACCUGCAGUUCUACCACUACCCCAUCGAGCGCCAGCUCAACGGCACCUACGCCAUCCUGGGGGGCAAGGCGCACUGCGGCCCCGAGGAGCUCUGCGAGUUCUACUCCAAGGAUGCCGACGGGCUCUGCUGCCCCCUGCGCAAGCCCUGCAAUCGCCCCAGCGGGGUGGAGCCCCAGCCCGGCGUCUUUGACAGCAUGAGGGACAACAUGGUGCGGGAAUACGUGCGGCAGACCUGGAAACUGGAGGGGGAUGCCCUGGAACAGGCCAUCAUCAGCCAGGCUCCCCAGGUGGAGAAGCUCGUGGCCACCACAGCCCAUGAGAGGAUGCCCUGGUACCACGGCAACAUCAGCCGGGAGGAGGCGGAACGGAGGCUCUACUCGGGGGCACAGCCUGACGGGAAAUUCCUGCUGAGAGAAAAGAAGGAGAACCGUGCCUACGCCCUGUCCCUGGUCUAUGGCAAGACCGUGUAUCACUACCGGGUGGAUCACGAUAAAUCUGGGAAAUAUUCCAUUCCUGAGGGCACCAAAUUCGACACACUCUGGCAGUUGGUGGAGUACUUAAAACUCAAACCAGAUGGGCUGAUUUUCUACCUGAGGGAAGCCUGCCCCAACCCCAACAUGCCAGCCUCUGCAGCACCAGCUCCACCCACCCACCCCUCCGUGAGUAGAAACCUGGGCCCUCUCAAUGCAGAUGGAUACACCCCAGACCCUGUUGGGGCAGGAAAAUCCCGCCUGCUGCCCAUGGAUACCAGCGUCUAUGAGAGCCCCUACAGCGACCCCGAGGAGCUGAAGGACAAGAAGCUGUUCCUGAAGAGGGAUCACCUGAUGAUUGAUGAGGUGGAGCUGGGUGCAGGAAACUUUGGCUGUGUCAAGAAGGGAGUUUACAAAAUGAGGAAGAAGCAGAUCGACGUGGCCAUCAAGGUGCUGAAGAGCAACAACGAGAAGACAGUGAAGGAUGAGAUGAUGAAGGAAGCACAGAUCAUGCACCAGCUGGACAACCCCUACAUUGUGAGAAUGAUUGGGGUGUGCGAGGCCGAGUCGCUGAUGCUCGUGAUGGAGAUGGCUUCUGGAGGGCCCCUCAACAGGUUCUUGGCUUCCAAGAAGGAUGAGAUUACAACGAGCAACAUCGUGGAGCUGAUGCACCAGGUGUCCAUGGGCAUGAAGUACCUGGAGGAGAAGAACUUUGUCCACAGGGACCUGGCAGCCAGGAAUGUCCUGCUGGUCAACCAGCACUAUGCCAAGAUCAGUGACUUUGGGCUGUCCAAGGCUCUGGGAGCUGAUGACAGCUACUACAAGGCCAGGACAGCAGGGAAGUGGCCCUUGAAGUGGUACGCCCCUGAGUGCAUCCUCUUCCACAAGUUCUCCAGCAAGAGCGAUGUCUGGAGCUACGGUGUGACCAUGUGGGAGGCCUUCAGCUUCGGGCAGAAACCCUACAAGAAAAUGAAGGGCCCCGAGGUGACCAGCUUCAUAGAGCAGGGCAAGCGCAUGGACUGUCCCCAGGAGUGCCCAGCAGAGAUGUACUCCCUGAUGCAGCAGUGCUGGACAUACAGAUGGGAAGAACGUCCAGGAUUUGUGGCUGUGGAAAACACCAUCCGCUCCUACUACUACAGCAUUGCUGCCAAGCCUGCAAAUGGGCCAGACGCAGGGGACAGGCCUAAAGCAGCUCUUCCUUGAGACUCCUUCUCUGCUCCUCCACCUGCCCUGAAUGGACCUGGAAAGGCUCUUUGUGAAGUUUUGCUUUAAUCUCUCAAACUCUCCUCAGCACUGAGGAUGAGGAGGACGUUGGUGUCCCCACGGACAGGGACACCUGGCUGUGCCCCCCAGCUCCUCCAGCCUGACCCAGCCCAGGAGCACAGACUGUCAGAGUCCUUCCCACCCAGUUCCAAAGCUGUCCCAACACCCCAGAGCUUUGCACCUCCCAGUCUCACUGAGGAUGAACUGUGUUGGCUCCAGAAAAUCUGGAUUUUUCCAGAUGCCUUAACAAACAAUGCUUUCCCAGGAAGCCACCAAGUGCACGUUGGGGUUUGCACAGGGUGGGACACAGCACAGGGAGCCACCUGUGGUGGCCUUUUCCCUUUGAAUUAGGGCAAGAAGCAUCUGGUUUGCAGCUGGGAUGGGGAGGAGCAGUGGGACAGAGCUGAUCCCAGUGGUUUGUACCCCUGCAACCCUGGCCAGCACAGAGCAGGUGUCAUCCAGCCCUCCAAGGUGGCUCCCAAACAAUUCCAGGACCAAUCCCUCAGCUCCUGGAUCCCACCUGGCCCCUCUGUGCUGAUAAAGUGUUGUUUUCAAGCUUAAAAACUGGUCACCCUAUAAAUAAACUAUUCCAUGUUCUGAACAUUCCAUGGCUCGGAUCACUGAACUUUGAGAAAUGCUGGCAAUGCUUCAGGCUUGUUACGAAAAACCCCCAAACCCAUUGGGAUAACAGAACCCUCCAAUGCUGCAUUUUUAGUGUUAGAAAAUUGCUUUAUUCUCAGCUCUGGGUGUGGAUGGGGCUGACAAAAUCCCAGCCUCCACACAGCCCCCGAUCCAAAACCUCCUCACCUUUUUAUACAUUUUUAGCAAACAAAGCAGUGAAUGUUCAUUGCAGCAUAUCAAGGUUAGCUCAACAAACUU